Hermetia illucens (black soldier fly) is the source of this 3021-nucleotide messenger RNA. Its product is annotated as membrane alanyl aminopeptidase-like. Gene Ontology annotation, biological process: proteolysis; peptide catabolic process. The record is from RefSeq and is a predicted model, not a curated record. Bases 120 to 2948 code for a protein of 942 amino acids. The transcript is spliced from 7 exons. Gene Ontology annotation, molecular function: peptide binding; metalloaminopeptidase activity; zinc ion binding. NCBI's taxonomy places the organism in Eukaryota, Metazoa, Arthropoda, Insecta, Diptera, Stratiomyidae. Gene Ontology annotation, cellular component: cytoplasm.
GGACAGUGCAACGACUAUUCCAAUCAGUACAGUUCUAGUGCUAGUGACAUCAUACUUCGUGGCCUUUUUAUUUAAUUAAAAAUAUUUAAAGUGAAUAUUCUCUGAUUGUGAGUUUUACAAUGGAGCUUUCUACAAUAAUUAUGCAACUCUAUAUAUUAAGUCUAGCAACGAUUAGUUUCCAAACCAACACUACCGUCAUUCCCAACACUACUGUUCCACCAGUGAAAAAGGAUCUAUACCUUUGGUUACCAAGUGCAGUCUUGCCGAAGUUUUAUAAAAUCCAACUUACACCAUAUUUACUAGAAUCUGAUGGACCGAAACGGUUUACUUUUGACGGAACUGUUCAUAUUAUACUUGAAGCUCGAAUUACCAAUGUCAAAACAAUUAUGCUGCAUGCGAGGGACAUAAUAAUAUUCGGAUCAUCUCUUGAGGAGAAAGACAGUGGAAAUGAGAUUAAGAUUACAGAUCAGACUGAAUCUGAUCCGGUGACAAACAUAUUCAAUGUCAAUUUGGCAUCGGAAUUGAACACUACAUUGACUUAUAUACUAACAUUCAAUUACACAGGCGUAAUGGGUAAUGAUAUGCGCGGUUUCUACAAAAGCAAGUACACCAGUUCCAAGGGAGAAGAAGUCUACAUCGGUUCGACUCACUUUGAACCGUAUCAUGCUCGGCGUGCAUUUCCCUGUUUCGAUGAGCCUAAAUUUAAAGCUAAAUUCCAGCUCAAGAUCAUACAUCCUACUCAAUUCAAUGUUGUGAGUAAUACUCUCCCUGCAAGUGUACAUAGAAGAACUCCUGCAACAACAAUCACUACAUUCAAGGAGACUCCAAAAAUGUCCACUUAUCUUCUUGCCUUCAUUGUGUCCAAUUUUCGAACGCGCGGGGAGAAGGACUUCUUUGUGAUCGCACGUCCUGAAGCAUAUAAUCAAACCGAAUAUGCCUACAAGGUUGGACCAGAAUUGCUAACAAAGUUAGAAGAAUUCACCAACUAUCCAUAUAUUUCACAUGGCCUAGAGAAAGUGCAUUUAGCUGGAAUCCCCGACUUUUCUCCAGGAGCUAUGGAGAACUGGGGCUUGCUUACGUACAGAGAAACAAGAUUGUUGUAUGAUACAUCAGCGUCGACAUUAUAUGACCAACAAAGGGUCGCAACGGUUGUUGCUCAUGAGCUGGCACAUCAAUGGUUUGGCGAUUUAGUGAGCUGUGAAUGGUGGGGAUAUGUUUGGUUGAAUGAAGGAUUUGGAAGAUACUUUCAGUAUUUUAUAACACAUGAGCUGGAACCUUCUUGGGAACUAGACAAGCAGUUCGUAGUGGAACAACUCCAAACGAUAAUGAGUUUAGACUCCUUACCCGGAGUUACGCCGAUGAGCGACCCAUCUGUCGCUUCCCAAGUUGAAGUCACUCGUAUGUUCAAUAGUAUUUCCUACAGCAAGGCUGCCACCAUUAUCCGAAUGACAAAACAUAUGAUGACUAAAUCUAAGUUCAAAGAUGGCUUACAAAAAUAUUUGAAGGAUAAUGAAUAUACUACGACUACCCCCCAAAAUUUAUUUGACGUUCUUGAGGAAUAUUAUCCAGGGACGAACAAUAUCUCAUCAAUAAUGAAAGACUGGACAGAGCAGGUUGGAUAUCCGGUUAUAUACAUAAAGUUGGUGAACAACGGCAAAGCCUUUACAGUAUCGCAAAAACGCUUCCUAUUGAGAAGUGAUGCCGGAGAUGCAUCUCUCCUAUAUCAGAUACCGUUGACUUAUACAACCGACGUUGAAAGCAAUUUCGAGGACACCAAUACAAAGGUACUCCUUCCGAAAUUCACAUCCGAAGUCACCAUUGAUUUAGGAAACCAAACUGCCAAAUGGAUUAUUGCUAAUAUUCAAGAGGUCGGCUACUACCGAGUCAACUACGAUGAGACUAUCUGGGAUAAUAUCCAUAAAGCCCUUGUGUCGGCAAAUCAUGGAAAAAUUCAUGAGGUGAAUAGGGCCCAGAUCGUUGAUGAUGUAUUCAAUCUAGGACGAGCAGGUCUCCUGAGAUACGAACGGGUCAUAGAUAUCCUUGAGUAUCUGAAAUCCGAGAUACAUUAUCUUCCAUGGUAUGCUGCAUUCCAAGGUUACAGCUAUUUGGCAAUCCGUCUAGGAGUACCGAAUGAGAAAUAUUUCAAGCCUUACAUUCUCGGUCUUUUGGAUAACGUCUAUAAGAGCGUUGGUUUCACUUACAAUCAAACUGAGAAGCGUCUGGUAACCUACAAUCGUGCCAACGUGCUCUCCUGGGCUUGUAAAUAUGGGCAUACGGGUUGCGUGAAACAGUCGAAGGAUAUUUUCCAGGCUUUCAUGGAUGAAUCAAAACCUGUAGAGGUUAACAUCCGUGCGGCUGUCUAUUGUACUGCAAUUCGUGAAGGUGGCAAAAAAGAAUUCAACUUCCUUUGGAAUAAGUUUAAAGUGGAGAACGUGGCAGUUGAGCAAGUUACCAUUUUAGCCGCUUUGGGUUGCAGCAAUGAUAAAGCUCAAUUGAAUACGUACUUGGAAUUGAUAUUGUCGGACGAAGUACGUCUGCAAGAUAAACAAGCAGCCUUUCAAGGAACUCUUACCAGUUCCGUUGAAAAUGUUGAUGUUGUUUGGGAGUACGUUCAGCGCAAUUACAAGAAAAUGCUUUCAUCUUUCGGAUCCAUACCAACUGUAGUAAUCAUCCUGAAUGAGAUCUCAUCUCGAUUCACCAACGAGGAGCAGAAAACAUCUUUUGAAUCAUUUCUUGAUUAUCACGAAACUGAAUUCGGCUCUUUUGCUUUGAAUUUGAGAAAUUCAUUAGGUCACGUAGCGUACAACAUCAAAUGGACAACGGAGUCGCUCAAGCCGUUUGUGAAGCAUAUACAAUAUGUAAGCCGGAGUGCAGCAAGUACAUCAUGCAGUGCAAUUGUAAUGCUAAUCAGAUCAUAUCUAUUAACGUACAUACUCCAUUGCAGAUAAUUGAAGUGAAAAUUUGGUAGAUUUUACUUUGCCAUAUUCAGAAUGGAACUUAAUGCAUAAGUUAUUUCCAUCA